AGCUAAACAAAAUGAGCUUAUUCAUACGCCUACGGAUUGAGAUAAUGCUUAAUAAUAUGGGACAAACCUCGGUGAGUGACUUGGACAAAUCUUCCUGUUGAUAAUGAUCUGCAUACUGCUGGAUCAAGAGGGCGAUAUUUCCUAGCACAAAAGGGAUGAGUUUUAUCAUUCUUUUUUAUCACAAGACUGCCUUAACAAUUCAAGAAAUAUUUAUUCAAAAUGUGUAACAUGACCAUAUCCUCUCAUUUCUUGAGGUUAUUACUUUUUUAUUGGGCUGUAAAAUGACGUAGUCAUGUAAUGUAUGUAACAAUGUCGCAGUAUCAUUUUUAUGCAGUUUUUCGAAUUCAAAAUUAUUUAUUAAAGAAUAAUUGAAGGACGCUUGAUGAUAUUGCACAAUAUGUAAUUCAACAUCUAAGGAUAAGCGUUAUUACUUUUGAAUGCUUCAAUUACUACGUAAAGGCAUCGCAAUUAUGGAUAAAUUUAUAUGCUAAAAAUAGUAUUAUUGCUGGAAAUUAAAUAAAUACAUACAUAAAUAUGUCGUCUUAUGUCUGGAAACAAACACAGCAACCACACAUGCACACAUGCAUGUACAUUACAGACAUACAUAUUAUGUACAUACAUACGUAUAUACAUACAAAUAAAAUAUUUCCUGUAUGUGUUUCUACUGGGUUGGUACAAGCACAAAAUAUUUUAAAUAAUUGUGUACACUUGCACUAUUUAUGAAGCAUGAUUCCUGUCACCCAUGGACAUAUGAAUAAUUUGUACACAAUCAAUGCAAUGGAAUCAUGAAUUUCCAGUGAUCUUCGUUGCUGAAGAUGCAACCAUGCCACUUGAAUUUAGCUGUUUAACCACUUGAAUUACUAGUCCCAUGCCCUUCAACAUACAUUCAUAAAAUACGUCAUAUAUGUCUAAAUAUGUAUCUUAUUAACCUCGCUGGAUUGUGGUUAAGCAGAGAAUUAAUACAUCUGACAUUUUGAUUGACUCGUUUGUUGGUUGGUAUUUAAACACUGGUUGUGAGCAGUUUAAACUAGUUUUUAUUAACGAAAAGUUGUACAAUGCAUUCUUGCCGGUUUUUAAAAUAUAUGUUUGUUCUUUAUUUCUCAUUAUCGUUAUUAUUGUAUAAUGCCGAAGGAACUUGUUCUGUUUUAAAAGCUGCAACAGUCAUAUUCCGGCAUGGUGAAAGAAAUCCGAUUCGGUCUUAUCCUGGGGAUCCGUAUAGUAGUGAAGAGCUCUACUGGCCAGAGGGAUAUGGCAUCAUGACAGAAAAUGGCAAGCGACAAGUUUACAAACUUGGUCAGUAUUUACGACAGCGGUACUUGGACCUGCCAACAAAGGACAAUAUAUUGAUUCUCAGCUCACAACGAAAUAGAACUCUAACUUCAGCUAGCUUAAUGCUAAACGGAUAUUUUGAAGACUCUGACAACACGGAGAUGAACUUUGAGGGGACUGAACAUGUGGAUAAAAUCACAGUGAUACCAAUUGACAAAGAUGAUUUCAUCUUUGUGUCUCAACAUUGUCCAAAAUAUUUCUUAUUGCGAGAUAAGUAUCGAAAGAUGGAAAGGAAGGACCCCUUCGGAGGCUGGAAGAAUGAGGUGGAAAUAAUCACUCAAAACACAGGAUUGAAAUUUGACUCGGUGGAUCUCAAAAUUUUUUUCUUGACGGACACCAUUCUUGUUCAGAAAUCUAGAAAUCUUGUUCUACCAGCAUGGGCAGAACAGCUCUAUGAAAAUGGAGCAAUUCAAGGGAUGAAGACAUUUUUUUACACUUCUGCAAUCCCCACGGACGACCUAACCAGGUUGUACACAGGUUCAAUGGUCACCAGAUUUUUUGAUAGCAUGGACAAAGUUAUGGAUGAUGAAUUGGGACUGGGUGUGAUUAACCCAAGGGUGACUGUUCUCUCUGGUCAUGACACCACGAUUGCCCUUUGGUUGACCAAUUUGGGCCUUGGCUCCAACCUUGACAUCCCUUAUGGUUCUGCGCUUUUCCUAGAAGUGUGUCAAAUUAUGGGAUCAACGGGAGAGCAGAAAUUCGAGAUUGAGGUCUCCUACAAAAAUGAUACAAAUGCAGAACCCACCCUUCUGCAUAUUCCUGGAUGUCCGACCCCGUGUUCUUAUUCUGAUUUUAAAAAACUUUUGGCACCCAGAUCAAUUCGAAAUCGAGAAGAACACUGCACCAUAAUUGCUGAUGAGGAGGACACAGUGAGUAGUUCCAAUCAUACAUCAAGUGGUAGCGUCAAUGACAAGGUUGUAGCUAAUAAUUAUUUUUGCUCGUUAUUUAUUACGUUAUUGUCUUUAUUCUUUUAAUCAUAAAUACUUCCUCCGUGUGAAAUGUGUGAAAUGUAAAUAUCCAGAAAGUGCCCAUUUAAUAUUAUUAUGAACAGUGCUUUCUCAUUAACUUUCUCAUUAACUGCUUUCUCAUAUUAACUAAUUAUUAUGUGCAACGUAAUAUAAACAUAAAUAUGUUAAAAUUUGAAAUCUAUGCUUGUAAAAAUAACUUAAGCGUUGUAAUAAAGUUUUGUAAAAUAACUGCA
Messenger RNA from Folsomia candida, 2530 nucleotides. RefSeq names its product testicular acid phosphatase homolog. The transcript is spliced from 7 exons. NCBI's taxonomy places the organism in Eukaryota, Metazoa, Arthropoda, Collembola, Entomobryomorpha, Isotomidae. Gene Ontology annotation, molecular function: phosphatase activity. The record is from RefSeq and is a predicted model, not a curated record. Bases 1056 to 2303 code for a protein of 415 amino acids. Gene Ontology annotation, biological process: dephosphorylation.